Aspergillus thermomutatus is the source of this 1629-nucleotide messenger RNA. RefSeq names its product serine/threonine protein kinase SAT4 (gene HAL4). Gene Ontology annotation, biological process: intracellular monoatomic cation homeostasis; protein phosphorylation; intracellular signal transduction. Gene Ontology annotation, molecular function: ATP binding; protein serine/threonine kinase activity. The record is from RefSeq and is a predicted model, not a curated record. The transcript has a single exon. Lineage: Eukaryota; Fungi; Ascomycota; Eurotiomycetes; Eurotiales; Aspergillaceae. Bases 1 to 1629 code for a protein of 542 amino acids.
AUGACUCCGCAAUCUGUUUCACCUGUACCUUCCGCAGUCUCAUCCGCCGCAGCAUCACAAAUUUCGAAUGACCCUCGAGAUGGAGAGUCUCAGGUAACAGGAGCUUUAGCGGGCAUGAAUCUGUCCGCCGCGAAUGGGGAUGUACUCCCCGUGCAUCCCCAGCCCGCAAAGGCCACAAGAUCUACCAUGGCAAAUCGCCUCACCCGCAUGUUCUCAAAUACUGGGAAGUCGUCCUCAAAAGAACCUAAAGAAAGCAGAGAGCCAGAUUCCGCUCGAGAUUCCUCAGAUAGCAGUACGGAAAGCAUAAAGGCUCCUACAAAUGGCAGUGCAGCGCCAUCUAGACCCACAUCAAGACCUUCAUCUCGGGCUCCCUCGCGACAGACGUCGACGAAAGGUGAUACCGAAAAAGAAAAGAAAGUGAAGCCUGCAAAUGGAAAGGACCAAAGGGAAGGUUCUAUCGUACACAAGCGAUUUGAGGUGUUUCCAGAUGGAACACACUGUCACCAUCUCAAGAGUGCAAGACGGCAGGAGAAGCUGACCGAUCUUUUGCGAGACAUGCUGGGUGGUGGUAGCAGAAGGAAGGACGACCACGUGGAUGACCAACAACUGUCACUGAUGUCUACUUGGAUCGACCAAUUCAAGACUGAGCGUGACAAACUGGCCGCCGACAAGAAGGGGGGCCCUAACGCCACGGCCUCUCUCGUUGAUAAAUAUGGCAAAUGUCAGGAGAUUGUUGGACGUGGCGCCUUCGGUAUUGUCCGGAUCUCUCACAAAGUGGACCCGAGGGACUCCAGAGUUGAGCAGCUCUAUGCUGUCAAAGAAUUCCGCCGUCGCCCGCAGGAGACCGCCAAGAAAUAUCAGAAACGAUUGACCUCCGAAUUCUGCAUUUCCUCGUCCCUCCGCCACCCUAACGUUAUUCACACCCUCGAUCUAUUACAGGACGCCAAAGGCGACUAUUGUGAGGUCAUGGAAUACUGUGCCGGCGGAGAUCUCUACACACUCGUGUUGGCCGCUGGCAAACUGGAAGUUGCCGAGGCCGAUUGUUUGUUCAAACAGCUCAUGCGUGGUGUAGAAUACAUGCACGAAAUGGGUGUUGCUCACCGUGACCUCAAACCGGAGAACCUUCUCCUGACCACUCACGGGGCACUCAAGAUUACAGAUUUUGGGAAUGGCGAGUGUUUCCGUAUGGCGUGGGAGAAGGAAGCGCACAUGACGGCGGGUCUCUGCGGCUCUGCUCCAUACAUUGCGCCCGAGGAAUACGUGGAAAAGGAAUUCGAUCCAAGGGCUGUUGAUGUCUGGGCUACAGGUGUCAUCUACAUGGCUAUGAGGACAGGAAGGCAUCUAUGGAGGGUUGCCCGCAAGGAUGAGGAUGAAUUUUACCAGCGUUAUCUGGAAGGCCGCAAGCACGAGGAUGGUUAUGCUCCUAUUGAAACUCUGCAUCGGGUAAGAGCUCAUCAAGGUUGCCUCACAGGGUCUCCUAAGCUUACAGUUCCUCAGGCCCGUUGUCGCAAUGUGAUCUACUCCAUCCUUGACCCCAAUCCUUCUCGCCGUAUCAACGCCUCACAGGUUCUCAAAUCUGAGUGGGUCCGCGAGAUUAAGCUGUGUAAGGCUGGUGAGGAAGGGUUCUGA